This is a messenger RNA of Acanthamoeba castellanii str. Neff, 771 nucleotides long. RefSeq names its product zinc finger domain containing protein. The coding region runs from base 1 to 771 and encodes 256 amino acids. NCBI's taxonomy places the organism in Eukaryota, Discosea, Longamoebia, Acanthamoebidae. The record is from RefSeq and is a predicted model, not a curated record. The transcript has 2 exons. Gene Ontology annotation, molecular function: metal ion binding.
AUGGAUCCUCACCAGCAAUCUAUGCUUCAGGCCAUGGGUGCCCUGCCCUACCCCUACGCUUAUUCCUAUGCUAUGCCCGAUCACCUCGCUGCCGCAGCUGCGGGCAAGCGAUCUCGCGAGGAUGGCCAGGGCGAGGUGUGCCGGGACUACCUCAGCGGUAAAUGUACUCGCGGAAAGAACUGCAAGUACAUCCAUUACGAUCCCUAUGGAUACGGCAUGCCCGUCGCCCAUCCGAUGCAACAGAUGCAGCAGCGAAAGACCUCGAUCGAAGUGUGCAUGGAUUUCCAACGCGGGACGUGCACGCGCGGCCUCGAUUGCAAGUACCUCCACGUCCAAUCCCCCGGCGCGGGAGUCGAAUCGGGUGUGGGCACCGCCAAGCGAAGCAGCGAGAUCUGCAAGGACUUCAACCGCGGCCUCUGCACUCGUGGUGACGCGUGCCGCUACAUCCACGUUACGAUCCCCACGAUCAACCAGCAGGCCAUCGGCGGUGGACUUGCCAUCAGCGGCGGACUUGCCAUCAGUGGCAGCGGAAGCAGUGGUGAGGCCGAGUUGGCUGAGAUGGCCAAGAAGCCCAAGGUCGAAGGCGAGGAGGGGAAUGGCGACGCGCACGAGGUAGAGCAGCUCCGAGCACAGAACCAGGCCCUCCGAGCGCGCAACCAGCAGCUCGAGGAGGAGGUGGCCCAGCUCCGGGCUCAGUUGGGUAUGCCGCACACGGGGCCGUACGGCUACCAACCCGAAGGGACCAUGGAAGGCCACGACGCCCCACUCUAA